Molecule: messenger RNA, 2577 nt
Organism: Mercenaria mercenaria
Lineage: Eukaryota; Metazoa; Mollusca; Bivalvia; Venerida; Veneridae
Product: proteoglycan 4-like
Exons: 12
Coding region: 1-2577 (858 amino acids)
Source: RefSeq, a predicted model, not a curated record
AUGUUAAAACAACCACUACCAACAUGUACCAAUGCAGAACAACUGCCACCAACACAUACCAAUACAGAACAAGCACCACCAACACAACAAUCACAGCCAACACGUACCAAUGCAGAACAACGGCCACCAACACGUACCAAUGUAGAACUGCCUCCACCAACACGUACCAGUGUAGAACAAGCGCCACCAAUAGGUAUCAUUGUAGAACAACCAACACCAACACGUAUCAUUGUAGAACAACCACCGUCAACACAUACCAACACAGAACAACCACCACCAACACGUACCAAUGCAGAACAACCACCACCAACACGUACCAAUGCAGAAAAAACACCACCAACACGUACCAACGUAGAACAACCACCACCAACACGUACCAAUGUAGAACAACCACCACCAACAUGUACCAAUGUAGAACAGCCACCACCAACACGUACCAAUGCAGAACAACCACCACCAACACGUACCAAUGUAGAACAACCACCACCAACACAACAACCACCACCAACAUGUACCAACGUAGAACAACCACCACCAACACGUACCAACGUAGAACAACCACCACCAACAUGUACCAAUGUAGAACAGCCACCACCAACACGUACCAAUGCAGAACAACCACCACCAACAUGUACCAAUGUAAAACAACCACCACCAACACGAACCAACGUAGAACAACCACCACCAACAUGUACCAAUGUAGAACAGCCACCACCAACACGUACCAAUGCAGAACAAUCACCACCAACACAACAAGCACCACCAACACGUACCAAUGCAGAACAAUCACAGCCAACACGUACCAAUGCAGAACAACCGCCACCAACACGUUCCAAUGUAGAACAUCCACCACCAACACGUAUCAAUGCAGAACAAUCACCACCAACACGUUCCGAUCCAGAACAACCACAGCCAACACGUACCAAUGUAGAACAACCACCACCAACACGUACCAACACAGAACAACCACCACCAAUACGUACCAAUUUAGAACAACCACCAUCAACAUAUACCAACACAGAACAACCACCCCCAACACGUACCAGUGCAGAAAAACCACCACCAACACGUACCAAUGCAGAACAACCACAGUCAACACAACAACCAUCAUCAACACGUACCAGUGCAGAACAACCACCACCAACACGUGCCAAUGCAGAACAACCACAGCCAACACAUACAAAUGCAGAACAACCACCACAAACACGUGCCAAUGCAGAACAACCACAGCCAACACGUACAAAUGCAGAAAAACCACCACAAACACGUGCCAACGCAGAACAACCACCACCAACACGUAACAAUGCAGAACAACAACUAUCAACACAUACCAACGCAGCACAACCUCCAUCAACACGUACCAACGCAGAACAACCACAGCCAACACGUACCAAUGCUGAACAAUCACAACCAACACGUGCCAAUGCAGAACAACCACCAUCAACACGUGCCAAUGCAGAACAGCUAACACAAUCAGCCUUGGAUCACUACAGAAGUGAAGCGACUGAGCAGGCAAAAGAUGGUUUAACUCACGUGGAUAGUGAAACUAAAGCAAAUAUUUUAAAUGAACAGUUCUCAUCAGUGUUUAACAAAGAUGAAGAUGUAAACAAAAUCCCUGAUAUGGGCACAAGUCCUCACCCACCUGAAGGCAACAUUAAAGUGACAAUGCCUGGUGUCGAGAAACUUUUAUCCGGAAUUGAACCACAUAAAGCUAGUGCCUCUGACGGAAUCCCAAGGCGUCUGUUCAAGAAACUAGCCUCUGAAUUGGCACCAGUAUUCACACUUUUCUUUCAGGUCUCACUUGAUCUUGGUACAGUACCGGAUGAGUGGAAGACAGCCUAUAAAGACGAAAGAGCUAUGCUCUACAGCUUUGAUACGCCCUCAUAUAGAAUACUCCUCUGUGAUCCGUUUACGGCAGCUAACAUCUACAAGCUGGAGAUGGUCCAAAGUACAGCAGCAAGGAAGAAUGCACAACCACCACCGACACGUACUAAUGCAGAACAAUCACAACCAACACGUACCAACGAUGAAAAACAAAUACUACCAGCACCAACAAACAACAGAGAAACCACAGCACCAGCGCUUGAAUCAGAAGGUACUGAAGCGCUUGAUUAUAGUUUACAUCUGGAGUUGGAAACCUCAGUAGAUGAUGAUAUAGUUUAUGGAACAGAACAGAUGAAAAGACGAAUACAAGGUGUGGCACAACAUGUAAUUGUGAAACGAGAAACGACCCUUGAAGACCUUAUUGACUUAUGUGCAAUCUUGGCUUCGUCAGACUCUGACCAGGAGUCUGAUGAAGACAUACUUAUGGAGGAUUUUUUAAAGUUCUUACCAGAAUCCGAUAGAGAUCUUCUUGAGCAUGCUCUCUCAGAAACCUCUUGGCCAGUGGUCAAGCCAACAACAUACCUGAGGCUGAUGAGGAGAAGUAUUACACCUUUUGCCAUGAGCACUUUCUUUGAAAGGCUGAAUGCAGACUGUCUGCGAAGGUUUCUGUCUGCAUUUCAACCUGACAAGGACAAGCUGCCAUUGCUUCAGAAAUGUGAUGAUAUAAAAGAAAACACAAAAAAGUUCUACUAA